Molecule: messenger RNA, 1144 nt
Organism: Chanos chanos (milkfish)
Lineage: Eukaryota; Metazoa; Chordata; Actinopteri; Gonorynchiformes; Chanidae
Product: pituitary tumor-transforming gene 1 protein-interacting protein
Exons: 7
Coding region: 108-650 (180 amino acids)
Biological process (GO): protein import into nucleus
Cellular component (GO): cytoplasm; nucleus
Source: RefSeq, a predicted model, not a curated record
ACUCUCGACUGUUUACUUGCCAGCAGAUCGGUGCGGAGACGUGAGGACAGCUUUGUUGAUCAUAUUUUAUUUCCCUUGCCUGUAUUGUCAGUUGAAGAGCCGCAUGCAUGGAAAAAUCGGGGGUCAUUUGGUCAACGCUUUCCGUUUUGUUUGUCUGUGUCCUGCUUCAAACCUUUGCGGCUUCACCGACACAGGCACCGACAUCCCCCCCAGCUCCUUCCAGACCAUGUAGCGGCUUCAAAUCGUGCGAAACAUGUCUUUCCAACGUAACGUGUUUAUGGUGCCAGACCACCAACACGUGCACAGAUUAUCCAGUUUCCCACAUACUGCCUCCAUCUUCGGUGUGUGAGCUGUCUCAGGCUCGAUGGGGUGUGUGCUGGGUGAAUUUUGAGGCUCUGAUCAUCGCCAUGGCAGUGAUUGGUGGAACUAUCUUGCUGAGCAUCAUUGUUUGCUGCUGUUGCUGUUGCUGCCGGAAGCGUCGGUCUGGGCCUGACAGAGAUGAGGAGCAGUAUGCCAGAAGACGUGAGGAGAUCAGACAGCGUUCAGAAGAACGAAAAGCUGAAAGGAAAUCAAAACAUGAUGAAAUUCGUAAGAAAUAUGGUCUUAUUCCAGACUCUGACCACCCAUACAGCAAAUUUGAAAAUGAGUAGAAGAAAACUGCAGGUGAUAGGGCGAUCCGAGGAACGCCGCGGCCGCCCUUUUCCACACGCUCUGCUUCAUCUCUGUCGGCUUCUCAAAAGUUUUCUUUCACAAACUCUCUUAGGGGAGAGAAAGAGAGUGACAAGAGGCUAGAGUGAAAUCACCUUUAUCAACUUUAAGAUAUCUGUCUUUCUAUCUCUAUCUCUCUAUCUCUCCCUCUGGCUUGAUUUGAGGUGCAUGAUACCCGUUUCAAUUUCUUCAGAUACAUCCUGUUUUUUUUUUCUUCUUCUUCUUUUUUCUUUCAUCAGAUGAAGCAUAAUUAAAAUUGACUCACAGUUUUGUGAAAUAUUCUUUUUUUUCCCCCCCCUGUGUGAGAGGUAGGAAGCACUGAUGAAGACUUUCCGUAAUUCUACACUAUUUUGAUUGUGAAAUUAGUUUGCUAUGUGAGCUUUUGUUUUAAACGACUGUCACCUUGUUGAAGUAUUUAUAAUGUUAUGCUCAUAUU